This is a messenger RNA of Blepharisma stoltei, 285 nucleotides long. The record is from the annotation of a GenBank genome assembly. NCBI's taxonomy places the organism in Eukaryota, Ciliophora, Heterotrichea, Heterotrichida, Blepharismidae.
AUGAAAGGAGACCCACGCCGACCCAGCAACGUGAUCUAUUACAAGCAGACAAUUGACGAGAAGAAAGAGACGCCGCCUGACUAUUACCACUUUAUCGCAGUGCUCUUCGCUAUGUUUGGCUUCAUGUUCAAAUCCAAAUGGGGAGGGUGGCUCGCCCUGCUGACUUUCUGCUGCGGAUUCACCAGUGCGAGGUCACAGACUACAGAUUACGGCCAGCUGAUCACAACUUUUAGCAUGAUAAUUGUGAGUUUGGUGACCAACUAUAUGUGGAUUUUCAAGUCAUAA